Molecule: messenger RNA, 3996 nt
Organism: Spodoptera exigua (beet armyworm)
Lineage: Eukaryota; Metazoa; Arthropoda; Insecta; Lepidoptera; Noctuidae
Source: the annotation of a GenBank genome assembly
UCAGUAAUAAUUCAGUAAGGCGCGUGACUGCGCACAUGAAAGACGUGCUCGCUACGUUCGGACGGAAAAUAAUCUUAUUAUCCGACGCGAUCGUGAAUUUUGCGAAGUUUAAAUUUUUAACGAAAGCGUGCUUUAGCUUUCUUUUUUAUUUUAAAUUUUGUGUGUUAGUGAUACCUGGAAUAUAAAAAAUUGGAUUGUGGUAUAUCUAUUGAAACGUCUUACCACCAAAUGAAACGCACAGACAACAAUAUUAACGGACAGACUGUGAAUCAGAACAAUAACAACGAUAUAAAAAGGUGAUGAACAAAGUGUGAAUAAGUGUGUUUUUGUGUGCGAUUCUGUCGAGUCGCGUGUGAUUGUCGUAUCGGUGGUGUGGUGUCGUGUCGUGUCGUGAUAGGUGUAUCGGCGCGUCGCCAAUGCGCCGGCGGCGGUUGCAGGAUGUCGCCGGCGCGUGCGCUGCUGGCGGCCCUGCUUAUAUUUCAACUGCUGUCGUACGGUGGCCACCAAGGACUCACCAAGAUAUUUUGCACGUUACCUGACACCGGGCAGCCACCAGUGCUCAUAUCGCUAGCAGACAACGCCAAAUUGGAAUUGAGGCAUCCAGACGAACUAUUGUUCGUCAACGACUCUGAGGAACACAAUGAUACCAAGAUAUUCUCCAUCAUUGACGGCGAUGCCGUUGAAGAUGACGCAGAUAAACCAUCGGAAGACGUGGAGAAGGAAAGCACAGAACCACGGCUCGUCGUCAAAGCCAAGCCAGUUCAUGAGAUCAGACAAGUUGAGGAACCAUUUCAGGCACCUCUAGUAGACACAGAAGCUGCCACAGAAUCUCAAACAGAGGAACCAAGAGAACAAGAAUUAGAAAACAUUCCAGUUAAACCAGAGACGCCCCAAGAGGAUAUUCCAUCGUUUUCAGAGUGGGCACAAAAACAGCUGGCCGAAGCCGAGAAAAAAGACACAGUACUGAACCACUCGAGUCAACCUAGUCAUAGUAAUACGAAUUUUAGUAGUAAAAGCACUAAAUUGCGAUCGAAGAACUACGCUUCGCUCGCGUGCGGCGCCAAGAUCGUCGCCGUCAAUCCCGAGGCCGGCUCGGCCAGCUCCAUCCUCUCGCCCAACAGGGACGAGUACAUGCUCAACACGUGCAACAGCCGCAUUUGGUUCGUCGUGGAGCUCUGCGAGGCUGUUCAAGCGCAGAAGAUUGAAAUAGCUAACUUUGAGCUAUUCUCAUCAACUCCCAAAGAAUUCACUGUUUAUUUCAGUGACCGGUUCCCUACCCGGGACUGGGCUAGCGUCGGCCAGUUCACGGCGCAAGAUAUGAGAGACGUACAAAGUUUUGAUCUGUACCCGCAUUUAUUUGGAAAAUUUAUAAAAGUCGAAAUGCUCUCGCAUCACGGCUCUGAGCACUACUGCCCCAUAUCUCUGUUCAAAGUUUACGGCACUUCAGAAUUCGAAGUUUUAGAAAAAGAGAAUUCGCAGCAUCCCGCUCACAUUGAUGAGGAUGAAGAUGAUGAAAUAAUAGACGUGCCAGACAUACCCGCUGCCGAAACAGAACCAUCCAAGAACUUGUUCGGCUCAGCGAGAGACGCCGUGAUGUCUAUCAUGAAGAAAGCGGCACAAGCUCUAGUGAAAACUGAAGUUCCUAAAAAUGUGUCCUCAGAACACAACGAUACGUCAACAGACAAAACGUACAAACGGUGUUGUUCGCCCAGCCAUAUAAUCGUGUGUGAUAAUUGCAGUGAGACGCUUUACAGUGAAGUGUACGAACUGAUUAGCUGUAGCUCAGACAAGUUAGUGAGUUUAGUGCGUCAGGUGUUCCUCCGCGAGACUUUGAAGUGUACUGGCAUCUGUCAGCCGUACGGACUAGAUUUUAAAAGUACAAAGACAAUAGAGUUUAGUGAUGAACGUGUCGCUUAUAUAAAUGCUUUAUUCCCUCAGAAAUAUUUAGCCGCCCUUUGUAAUAUUUUAGCUAUUAAAGAAAAGAAAGUUGUUUUGAACACCAGUUUUGAAACGGAACUGAAUGUUACCACGAAUAUAACUGUUGAUGAGUCGCCACAGACUGUAAAUAGUGAAACCAAUUCCGCACUGGACAUAAAAUUAAUUCCAGAUAAACAGACAAUUUCUGAAGACGAUAAAACCAACGAAACAUCGCCAUCAGAAGAGAAAACAUUCACAGAGGCAGUGACGGAAGGUACGACCGGAACCGUGGAGAUGCCGAAAGAACAACACGAAACAAUUGAUGAAAAGAUUGAAGAGACUCCUUCAGUUGAAGAGAAACCAGUGCCAGAGAUACCAGAGGCGUUACCAGAAGUCGAUAAGAGUACUGAAGCCGUAGCUGAUGAAAACAAAGAUGUCGUUCAAAAGAGUGAACCGAAAAAUGGCAAAGUCGAAGUCUCCAUUGAAAAGCCGAAAGAAAACAAUGUUGUUGAAGAAGUAACUGAUUCGAUUAUCAUCGACAAUGAGAACUUUAUGUCGGACUUCGACCAGAUGGCGGUGGACCCAACUCCGGCCGGAGUACCAACAUCACAGAACCAGAAUCAGGGCCAGGCGACGCUGCAGAAGGAAUCUGUCUUUCUGAGGCUUUCCAAUAGAGUGAAGACGCUGGAGCGCAACAUGUCUCUAUCGGGUCAAUACCUGGAAGAGCUGAGCCGGCGUUACAAGAAGCAAGUGGAAGAAAUGCAGAAGACCUUCGAGAAAACCGUACAGCAGAUGACAGAGGAACGACGAAAGAGCAACGAGCGGGAACAGAAGUACCUCGAACAGAUGACUAGCCUCCAGGAGCAACUAGGACAAGUGGCCGCAGCCAUGCACAUUCUCAUGGAGGAGCGAGACAGCUGGUUUGGCAACAUCAAUUUCUUUAAAUUCAUCGUGUUCCAGUCUAUCAUUUUUGCCAUAGCCUUUUAUUUAUUCUCCAGAAGACGGAAACCUGAACCGGUUCUUGUACCAAUAGUAAAAAAGACCAAAAAGAAACAAGACAAGUUUAGAAGAAAAUCUGUUGAAGGCGUCAGUGGACAUGAGACUCCUUCAGCAAAGAAACGACGGCCCAGUGAGGAAGCUUUACAGAUAGCGAGACAGUCCACUGGGGAAACCAGCAGAGAAGAAGAUGAUGGUGAGUGGCAAGUGGCUCGCAAGAACAGAAGAAGAAAAACAUCAAUUGUGCACAGGGCUGGGGAGACAGAGCUCAAAGAAUGGACGCGACCUGACAGCAUUGGGAAGCUUCAAGAUAAUCCUAUACCAUUAGACGAGGAGGAGUUCUUCGCCCCAGUAUCUGAACCAAAAGAGUUCAGUGAAAGUGAAGUAUCCAAUCCUCCAAAACAGAACCUACCUAAGACAAAUGGUUCGUUUUUCAACAACUUAAAGACUAAGACGAUGAAAACGCGUCGGCUGUCGUCACCGGCAUUCUUGAGGACCCUGAGUAGGCAGAGUAGCCGGAGCACGCCCAGCCCUGUCGUGAGGACAUUGGAGCCCGUGUACAAUGGCAACCUGAACAAGAAAGCGGCCUCCGAGUCCCCGACCGGUAGUCUCUGGUCAGAAUCCACAGAAAUAUCUCAGAACGGACAACAAGAAAACGAAAGCAGUGGGAAAAAGAAGAAAAGCCUUAAGAACAUUCUGAAGAAAGUGUUUUGAGGGACAAUUUGACAAUUUAUUUGUAAUUUAACAGUGUCGUGUAUUCCGCUUAAAGUAUUAAGCGUGUCGCUAUUGUAAUUUAUUUCAUUGCGAAUAUUAAUGUUUAAAUUAUUGUAUAUUUGUUGUUAGUAGACCUCAUAGGUGCCAAUUGUGAUAAAUUAGGGAGCCUAAUUGUUAGCGUGUUAAAUUAUAAUUUUAUGCGAUGAUGCCUGCUUGUGGAUGAGUUGAAUGGCGACAAUAAUGAGAAAUUGGUAAGACGAGUGCUAGUCUCGAGUGGGGAGCGAUCGGUAAACAAAGAAACGGCAUUAAAUGCAUUACUUUUAUUCUCUGGUUUCAUUUCUUAACAAACUUACAUUACAAUAUACAAAU